GAGAAUAUAAUUUAGAAACAAAAAAAGGUUCAGGAUUAAAGAUGAUUUUUGAAGCAAAUAUUCAUUUUGAGUUUGCUAAUAGUACAGAUAAACAUUGUUUAGCAUAUACAUCAAAAGAUUAUAAUAGAUGCAAACUUUCAGAACAUAAUCCUAACUCUAAAAAAGAAUUAAAAUGUAAAUAUGAUUUUAAGGAUCUUUCAAAAAUAUGCUUAUAUUAUAAUAAAAAUUGUAAAAGAUCAUUUGCACAUAUUAAUAAAGAUUCAACAAUAGCUGGACUAUUUUUAUUUAUUUUUGAUGAAUCUAAGUUUGAAAAAGAAAAACCAAAUUUUUAUAAAGAAGCAAUUGUUAAAGUUUUAAAAGGAGAAGAUGUAGAUGAAGUUAUUGUUGAUUUAUCUAAAAAUUGUGAACAAUAG
This is a messenger RNA of Scutellospora calospora, 413 nucleotides long. The record is from the annotation of a GenBank genome assembly. NCBI's taxonomy places the organism in Eukaryota, Fungi, Glomeromycota, Glomeromycetes, Diversisporales, Gigasporaceae.